CAUCAGUUCCUAAAUUCACUUGUAGGGCUAGGGCCAGGCGCACUCACCCCACAGCCAGCCCCACUGGAACUCGGAGGCAGAAUAUGGGAGGAACCGCGAAACAACCCUGAACCAAUUCUGAGGACCACGAAUUGGGAUUCUCCCGGCGGAGUUCUUUUGCCAUGGCACCGCCCCCGCCACUUCCGCUAGGAACCCGGAAGUUCCUACCCGACGCCGGAAGUCCCGCGGCCUUGCCUCUUCAGAUUCUUCUCCCGCCCCGAGGCAGAGGAGAGGACUUGCUUCUGGACCCGGGUGGGUCCCGGCUCGGCUCUCCUUGCCUUCCAGAGCGGUGGCCCGGGAGCACAGUCCUCCCAGACGCCAGCGCCAGAAGCUCGGAUCGCGGCUGCCCCAGGAGAGCGCCGAUCUGGGUGCCCGGCAGGUGCGGGGCCAUGAAUGGGACUGCGAACCCGCUGCUGGACCGCGAGGAACAUUGCCUGAGGCUCGGGGAGAGCUUCGAGAAGCGGCCGCGGGCCUCCUUCCACACUAUUCGUUAUGAUUUUAAACCAGCAUCUAUAGACACUUCCUGUGAAGGAGAGCUUCAAGUUGGCAAAGGAGAUGAAGUCACAAUUACACUGCCACAUAUCCCUGGAUCCACACCACCCAUGACUGUGUUCAAGGGGAACAAACGGCCUUACCAGAAAGACUGUGUGCUUAUUAUUAAUCAUGACACUGGUGAAUAUGUGCUGGAAAAACUCAGUAGCAGCAUUCAGGUGAAGAAAACAAGAGCUGAGGGCAGCAGUAAAAUCCAGGCCCGAAUGGAACAGCAGCCCACUCGUCCUCCACAGAUGUCACAGCCACCACCACCUCCACCACCUAUGCCAUUCAGAGCUCCAACGAAGCCUCCAGUUGGACCCAAAACUUCUCCCUUGAAAGAUAACCCCUCACCUGAACCUCAGUUGGAUGACAUCAAAAGAGAGCUGAGAGCUGAAGUUGACAUUAUUGAACAGAUGAGCAGCAGCAGUGGGAGCAGCUCUUCAGACUCUGAGAGCUCUUCGGGAAGUGAUGACGACAGCUCCAGCAGUGGAGGCGAGGACAAUGGUCCAGCCUCUCCUCCGCAGCCUUCACACCAGCAGCCUUACAACAGUAGGCCUGCCGUUGCCAAUGGAACCAGCCGGCCACAAGGAAGCAACCAGCUCAUGAACACCCUCAGAAAUGACUUGCAGUUGAGUGAGUCUGGCAGUGACAGUGAUGACUAGCGCUGGAUCUUUCGAAAUCUACUUUUUGGUGCACAAACAUGCUGCAAGACUGAGCUACUUUGGCGUGGAGUCCAUUGCAAGAGGAAAAUGUUAUGGAUCAGUGACUGUAGUAGGAGUUUGAGGCUCUGGAGCUCUCACAUAUUCAAGUCUUUAACUUAGUGGUCAUGGGUGAUUUUCUCGUCAUUUUUGAAAAAUCUCAUCUUUCAAAGUUUAAGUAGACCUGUAGAAGAGCUAACAGAAUUAUAUUUCUAUUUAGUUAACAUUGUUAAUGAAAAACAGAUAAAUGUGCCCUGAUCUAGGAUACUCAAAGGCCAUAUCUUCACCAGGCCAGAGAUUCAGUUUUAAACCUCAGCAGCCAUCAGUUUGGCCAAGUGGUUGGUACCAGUGAAAUGAAGUCUUUGAUGGGUAGGAGAGAGAGGGAAAACCUCAAACUACAUCAUAGAAAUAUGUUAAAACCACUUUAAAUUGUUGACACAAAGUGGUAAGGAAGUUUUGUCUGACUCAGCCUGACAAGCCUGGAUAGAAAUGGACCUCAGAAUACAGAAUGGAGUCCUUGAGUGUCAGCUGGUGAGGACCAUAGAGUCCUGCGAGCUCAACCUGUCAUUUACAGACUAAGAAAGGGAAGUACACACCUGGCUUGUGGCCAGUCUCCUGCCCCCUCUCUGGGCUUUCCUCACUGUAAUCUCCCUUGAAUCUCAUUUGUAGGAAUCAAAAGAUUCCUAUACAUGGGACUUUUAGAUGUACAUUGGCACUUUGAUUAGAUUCCAAAAGACAAAAGUGUUGGGUGCUUCUAGCUUGAAUUCAGUCCCUAAAUACAUGAGUCUGGGUGAGCAGAUGAAACCGGUAGCCACUGUGCUGAUGCAUGUGACUCCAUUCUGUUGGGGCUUUUGGUUCCAUGUGGAUCCAUACUAAGUAUUCUUCAGUCAGUGGAUUUUAGCAGGGGGAGGCAGGAGUGGAAGAGAGCUGUGAAGAAACCUCUCCGAACAAAUGAACCAGCAGUAAGUUUCUAAAAAUCAGAAUCUAGAUAGAAGUUCUGCAAUAUGAAAUGAGCACAUUCUUUGAUAAGGCAUAUCUAUUCGUGGUUUUGUACCACUGUUUGUACCUGACUCCCCGUCCGAUUUGUAUUUUUUAUAUACAACUAGAAGAAAGUCACAAGAUUGCCUUCUACAGUGUGCCGUUUCCAAAUGGAUCUGUUGUUGGAGGACACUGGUCGCUAGUCAAUGUUCUAUAUUUAAUGAAUGUGUGAUAAAUCAUCCUGUAAUCAGUAUGGAGUAGCCUGUUUUUGUAGUUUGGAUGAAUAUGUCCUGAGAAAUUUCCAUCCACUUUGGUUCAGCAGACAUCAAGAUAGUAAUAAUAAUUUUUCCUCCACAGGUCCCUCCACUUAUAUGGCCUCUCCCUCCCCAGCUAGUGGAGGGGAAGCAGUCUGGACUUAGAAGGGAAAUAGGUGGUCUGUGGUGGGGGCUUUGGUUAGAGUUAAACCUCACAGAGUCAACUGUUUCAUCAUCAUAGUGAGCCCAGAGAGCCACUGCCCAGCAGCAUGCUCACACCAUCUACCCUAGUGUAGGUAAUAGGUCUAUGCUAGGACCCUGUGCUGGGCUCUCAGCCCAUCAUGAGAUUUUGGUGGAUUUAAUGGCAGGUAGGAACUUAUUUAUAGUGGAUUGAUAAUUGCUUUAUAAUUCCUUGGUAAUGACAGCUCAGGGAAGGUUUCACAAGGUCAUGAUUAGGAGACUUGAAUUGUUACUGGAUGUAGGAAUUGUUUCACUGCUCUUAACUUGCUCAAACUGGGGCAGGUUCCAGGAACUUGAACUAAAAAUAUCUGUUUAAGCCUCUCUUUCUUUCCCCCGCCCCCCAACUUUUUUCUGAAAGCCUUGAUUUCUGUAGACGGAACUGUGGUUUUUGGCAUGUUGGGUCAAGACGUGUUUCUAUAGGAAAUACUUGCAUGUAGCACUGGCUUGGUGAGUCAAGCUUCCUGAGCUUCAGACCCUCUGUCCUGUCAUCUGUCCUGCCCAACACUGUGUGGUUUUUCUUUAGCACGGCUUCAGUUUUGUUCUCUGCACAAAGCCUUUGGUGGUUCUGCCCUCUGCCCUCCAGCUUUACCCACCAGAGUAAGGAAUCUUUUCUUUUUAGAAAUCAAGAAUUUGGCUUCACAGAUGGCUUCUCACAGAUGCCCUCCUGCCAGCCAAACCGGACUUGUUCUUUCUGCCUCUGUGCCUUCUCUCAUUCUCCUUCUCUCCCUCCAAACCCCACUUUUGAGGCUCUGUGGGUACCAUCUUUGUGGACUCUUGUCUUUUUUUCAACCCACAUGGAGUGCCCUGUGUGUACAUACUGACCUUUUUUUUUUUUGCUUGAACUCUGGUUGGUAUGAGCUCCUUAAAAGCAGGUACUGGGCUGGGUGUGGUGACUCAUGCCUGUAAUCCCAGCACUUUGGGAGGCCGAGGUGGGAGGAUUGCUUGAGUCCAGGAGUUUGAGACCAGCCUGGGCAACAUGGUGAGACCCUGUUUCUACAAAAAGAAAAAGGAAAAAAAAAAGCAGGGAUUGUGUCAUUCUCAUCUCUUCCCUGGGGUAUCCACAGGAAUGGACAUUCAAAUGGUUGUAGCCUGGUGGGGUAGAAGGCAGAGAAGACUACCCAGCCAGUGAAGUGCAGAGGAUAGACAUAGGAAAACAUUCCAGGCAUUUGGAGACAGCUGAAAGUAUCCAUGCUGACUUUCAUGAUUUAGAAGUCUUUAAAUGAAUUAUUAAAAUUGCCUUUUCUUUGUGCUGUACAAUGUCUACUGUACUGUGGGUCAUUUAGAUGAGAUGAAAAAAUUAAAUCUGAAGUGUCUGAGGCGCUUAGUAAGCCUUAGUAAAGUUGUGAUUGAAGAAACUUAAUACAAAUGAACUAGAGGUUUGUAAUCAUGCCACUCAUUAAUGAUUUUAUUUCUAUAGCAGAAUCAUUUUUUCUAUGUAAGGUGUUAAUGUGUGUGUAUGUGCUUUGGUUGUAGGAAAACUUGAAAAUUCCGAAAUCCUUAUUUUCCUAUUUGAGAGGCUGGUUCAGCAGGGUGUGUGUGUGUGUGUGUGUGUGUGUGUGUGUGUGUGUGUGUGUGAAUGGUGUAUUUAUUACAGUAUUUUGAAAGAGAAUUAGUGUGUUAUGUGGAUAAUGUUGUAUACAGCCAAAGUGGAUGUUUCUAUUUGGCAAGGAAGGUAAGAUUUCUGAAACUCAGGCCUUAACCAAUAGGUUGGAAGACAAGACCAAUUGAAGAGUUAGGAAAUGUGAGUUUUUGUUACUUCUGUUAUUUCAGUCUUGGUUUUGUUGUCUCAUUCUUUAUUUUUAAAAUCUUCUGCCUAAAAGUUUUUUUGCUUAAUUAUGAAGUAGACAUGCAUGUUUACAUUUAUGUAAAAUAUUUGCUGUGUAAAGUAUUUGUUUAUUCUCUUAAAAGAUCACUAUAUUUAAAUAAAAGUGAAGGUCAGCAAUACA
This is a messenger RNA of Nomascus leucogenys (northern white-cheeked gibbon), 4689 nucleotides long. RefSeq names its product ELL associated factor 1 (gene EAF1). The record is from RefSeq and is a predicted model, not a curated record. NCBI's taxonomy places the organism in Eukaryota, Metazoa, Chordata, Mammalia, Primates, Hylobatidae. Gene Ontology annotation, molecular function: transcription elongation factor activity. Gene Ontology annotation, biological process: regulation of transcription elongation by RNA polymerase II; positive regulation of DNA-templated transcription. Gene Ontology annotation, cellular component: super elongation complex.